AUGAGGAACCCUUUCGAUCUGACCGAGCUCGAUAAUGCUGUCGAAGAGCAACAAGCGCACAUUGAUAUUUCCGCCUAUCAAUCGCAUGACGGCAACCGCUCGCUACUUCAAAAUGAAAAUCGCCGAGGCGACAACCUGAAAGACCGCUUCAUUGGUGCUAUCGAUCAGGGUACUACGAGUUCACGAUUUAUUAUCUUCGAUUGCACAGGUGUUCCUGUGGCCAAGUAUCAGACUGAAUUUCGCCAGAUCCACGAGCAUUCAGGAUGGCACGAACAUGAUCCCCUCGAACUCGUGGAUUCCGUUUACACAUGCAUUGAAGAAGCGAUGAAGACUUUCCUGGCUUUGGGCCACAGCAAAUCAGAUAUUGAAGCCAUUGGGAUUACCAGCCAACGAGAGACAACACUUUGCUGGGAUUGGGAAACCGGCGAACCGUUACACAACGCGAUCGCAUGGCCUGAUACCAGAACCAAGAAUCUGGUUCGAGAGCUCAAAGGGCAAGAGGGGUCGGAUGAACUACCGGCUAUCUGCGGUCUACCUCUCUCCACAUACCCUUCUUCUGUCUCACUAGUAUGGCUUCUUCGCCAUAGCCCCAAAGUUAAGCAGGCUUAUGACGAAGGACGACUUGCUUUUGGAACUGUUGACUCGUGGCUUCUGUACAACCUCAACGGCGGGCCCGAAGCUGGUCGUCAUGUCACCGACGUUACCAACGCAUCCAGAACGAUGUUCAUGAAUCUCGAAACCCUGCAAUAUGAUGAUAAACUGCUGAAGUUCUUUGGUAUCGACAGGAAGAAGAUCAGGCUCCCCAAGAUUCUCCCUUCGUCAGACCCUGAGGGCUAUGGAUAUGUCCGGUUUGGACCUCUUGACGGAGUGCCGAUCACGAGUUGCUUGGGCGAUCAGUCCGCAGCUUUAGUCGGUCACUGCGCCUUUACACCGGGCACAGCGAAAAACACAUAUGGCACCGGUUGCUUCCUGCUCUACAACGUCGGUGAGAAACCCGUAAUCUCGAAACACGGCUUGCUUGCCACCGUUGGCUUCCAACUGGGUAAAGAUCGAAAGCCGGUGUAUGCCCUUGAAGGAAGUGUUGCUGUCGCCGGAAGUGGUAUCUCCUUCCUCAUGAACAACCUCGGAUUCUUCCGCGAUUCGCGCAAAGUCAGUGAUCUUGCCGCUACUGUUCCCGACAGCGGAGGUUGCGUUUUUGUCACUGCCUUCAGUGGUCUGUUUGCUCCCUACUGGAUUGAUGAUGCCAAGGGAACCAUCUUUGGUAUCACACAGCACACGCAGCGCGGACAUAUUGCUCGCGCGACCAUGGAAGCAGCCUGCUUCCAGACGAAGGCUAUUCUCGAUGCCAUGGCAAGGGACAGCGGACACAAAUUGUCGGAAUUGGCCGUGGACGGCGGGAUGAGUAAUUCCGACAUUUGCAUGCAGACACAAGCCGACAUCAUCCAAAUCCCCGUCGAACGCCCCGCCAUGCACGAGACCACCGCGCUGGGCGCCGCCAUCGCUGCCGGGUUCGCCAUCGACGUCUGGAAGGAAUUCAGUGAGCUCAAGAACAUGAACCGCGCCAACCGCACCUCCUUCACACCCCGCAUCUCGCCCGCGCAGAGCGCACGGAUGUACAAGCAGUGGUCCAAGGCCGUCGAGAUGUCCCGAGGCUGGCUGGACACGAGCGAGAUCGAGUCCGAGGGCCAAGAGUAA
Molecule: messenger RNA, 1695 nt
Organism: Aspergillus fischeri NRRL 181
Lineage: Eukaryota; Fungi; Ascomycota; Eurotiomycetes; Eurotiales; Aspergillaceae
Product: glycerol kinase
Exons: 4
Coding region: 1-1695 (564 amino acids)
Biological process (GO): triglyceride metabolic process; glycerol metabolic process; glycerol-3-phosphate biosynthetic process
Cellular component (GO): mitochondrion
Molecular function (GO): glycerol kinase activity
Source: RefSeq, a predicted model, not a curated record